Molecule: messenger RNA, 1303 nt
Organism: Centruroides sculpturatus (bark scorpion)
Lineage: Eukaryota; Metazoa; Arthropoda; Arachnida; Scorpiones; Buthidae
Product: mRNA export factor-like
Exons: 9
Coding region: 144-1151 (335 amino acids)
Biological process (GO): RNA export from nucleus; transcription-dependent tethering of RNA polymerase II gene DNA at nuclear periphery
Cellular component (GO): nuclear pore
Molecular function (GO): ubiquitin binding; RNA binding
Source: RefSeq, a predicted model, not a curated record
UUUAAAAAUUGCAGCCCGGCAUUGUGACGAUGUUUACAAAAUAAUUGCUCGUUAACAAUAGAAACGUUCAAUAUCAACGAAAUAAUUAAUAGAAUAAUUUGUCUACUCAAAAUUAAGAUUGAAUCCUGAAGUUUAAUAUAGGAAUGAAUUGCACCGCAGACAUCGAAGUAAUAGAACCAUCGAAAGACACAAUCAGCUGUUUAGCGUUUACUCCCAUACAAACGCAGAAUUUCUUAGUUUCUGGAAGUUGGGAUAACGAAUUGCGAUGUUGGGAGAUUCGUGACGAUGGUUUGUCAGUUCCUAAAGCCAUUCAGUUUCAUCAAAAACCAGUUUUGGAUAUAACGUGGAGUUCGGAUGGAACCAAACUAUUUUCUGCUUCGUGUGACAAAACUGUAAACAUGUGGGACUUGAACACUAAUAAGUUAAUUCGUAUUGGUCAACACAAAUCUCCUGUCAAGACCGUUGACUUCAUCACUUCGUCUCGUUAUUCGUGUAUUAUGACAGGAAGUUGGGACAGAACUUUGAAGUUUUGGGAUGCGAAGAGUCCGAAUCCAAUUCACAAUAUCGAUCUUCCAGAGAGAUGUUACUGUGCCUUUGUUAAGUAUCCAAUGGCCGUGGUUGGGCUGGCGGGAAGAACGAUAAUUGUAUACGAUUUGGAAGGAGGUUUCAAAGAAUACAAACGAAUGGAAUCCCCUUUGCCGUGUCAGAUUCGCUGUCUUAUCGGUUUCAUUAAAAAUAAUAAAGCUAAUGUGAUCGUGGGAGGUGAAAUCGGUGCCAUCGCUGUACAAUGCGUAAACGCAGACAAUUGUGGAGAGAACUUUUAUUUCAGAUGUCAUAGACGUGAAUUCUGUAACAUGGUCGAUGUUUAUCCGAUAAACGGAUUGGCUUUGCAUCCAUUUCACGAUAUUCUAGCAUCAGUCGGUUCCGAUGGCAGAUACGUCUUUUGGGAUUUGAAUGCUCGAUGCGCUUUACGAACAUCGAAUUUUUUCGAUCAGUCACUGACCAGUUGUUGUUUCAAUUCGAAAGGAGACAUAUUUGCAUAUUCUUUAGGAUACGAUUGGUCUAAGGGUCACGAAUACAAUAACAAUCGUCGUUCUCGUAUCUAUUUACACCGAGCCACUCAAGUUCCUUUAUCUGGAAUUAAAAUCUGAUUUGUUACUGAAGAGUUUUCAAAUCUUUUCCGGAAAAUGUUAUUUCGUUGCCAGAAAUCUUGCACUUUGAUACCAUAUUUAAAAUUUUUAAAUUAAUUUUAAACAUAAUCAAAUGUAAUAUUAAUAAUUAUAAUAAAAAUUAUUAUUUAAUA